Messenger RNA from Ceratotherium simum simum (southern white rhinoceros), 2176 nucleotides. NCBI's taxonomy places the organism in Eukaryota, Metazoa, Chordata, Mammalia, Perissodactyla, Rhinocerotidae. The record is from RefSeq and is a predicted model, not a curated record.
CCUUUUUCUCUCGUGGCAGGGUGAUGCGUCAGUUGCUGAAAUGUGGGGACAUUUCCGGAUGCCUUUGCAACACGGAGAAGUUGUCUUAAGAGAGGCUGGACCCCAUUCUGAGCACCAGGCCAGGAAAGCAAAGGCCUGAGGGCAGCCCCGCUGUGGGAGACGUCUGCUGGUCCUCUCCCUGUCUCCUGGCAGCGCUCACAGCCUCCUGGUUGGCACCUGACCAUGUCCCUGGCUGAGGCCAUCAGCCUCUGGAAUGAAGGGGUGCUAGCAGCUGACAAGAAGGACUGGAAGGGAGCCCUAGACGCCUUCACCGCAGUCCAGGACCCUCACUCCAGGAUUUGCUUCAACAUGGGCUGCAUACACACAAUCCUGGAAAACAUGCUGGAGGCAGAGAAGGCCUUCACUAAAAGCAUUAAUCGAGACAAGCACUUGGCGGUGGCCUACUUCCAACGAGGGAUGCUCUACUACCAAAUAGAGAAAUACGAUUCAGCUAUUAAAGACCUUAAAGAGGCCUUGACUCAGCUUCGAGGGAACCAGCUGAUAGACUACAAGAUCCUAGGGCUACAGUUCAAGCUGUUUGCUUGUGAGGUGUUAUAUAAUAUUGCUUUCAUGUAUGCCAAGAAGAAGGAAUGGAAAAAAGCUGAGGAACAUUUAGCAUUGGCUACGAACAUGAAGUCUGAGCCCAGACAUUCCAAAAUUGACAGAGCCAUGGAAUGUGUUUGGAAACAGAAGCUGUAUGAGCCAGUGGUGAUCCCUGUGGGCAGGUUGUUUCGGCCAAAUGAGAGGCAAGUGGCUCAACUGGCCAAGAAGGAUUACCUAGGCAAGGCGACGGUCGUGGCAUCUGUGGUGGAUCAAGACAGUUUCUCGGGGUUUGCCCCUCUGCAGCCACAGGCAGCUGAGCCUCCACCCAGACCCAAAACCCCAGAGAUCUUCAGGGCUCUGGAAGGGGAAGCUCACCGUGUGCUGUUUGGGUUUGUGCCUAAGACACCAGAGGAGCUCCAGGUCAUGCCCGGGAACAUCGUCUUUGUCUUGAAGAAGGGCAAUGAUAACUGGGCUACGGUCAUGUUCAACGGGCAGAAGGGGCUUGUUCCCUGCAACUACCUUGAACCAGUUGAGCUAUUGAUCCAUCCUCAGCAGCAGUCCGAGGAGGAAACCUCCCCAGAGUCUGAUAUUCCAGCUCUUCCCAGUUCUGAUGCUCCUGGAAGACCCCAGUUGACACCAGGUUAUUCCCUUUGCUUCCUCUCCCCUCAGGAAGUCAAGUUCAGUGUUCCCAUGCCCUACACACUCAAGGUGCACUAUAAGUACACGGUGGUCAUGGCGACUCAGCCUGGGCUCCCCUACAGCCAGGUCCGGGACAUGGUGGCUAAGAAACUGGACCUCCUGCCAGAACACACUAAGCUGAGCUAUCGGCCUCGGGACAGCAAUGAGCUGGCGCCCCUCUCAGAAGAUAACAUGAAGGCUGCCUGGGGCCAAGUGAAAAACUACUGCCUGACCCUGUGGUGUGAGAACACAGUGGGUGACCAAGGCUUCCCAGAUGAACCCAAGGAAAGUGAAAAAUCUGAUGCUAAUAACCAGAUAAAAGAACCUCAGAUUAAGGAAGGGAGCCAAGUGGUAGCACUCUUCAGUUAUGAGGCUACCCAACCAGAAGACCUGGAGUUUCUGGAAGGGGACAUAAUCCUGGUUUUAUCAAUGGUGAAUGAAGAGUGGCUGGAAGGGGAGUGCAAAGGGAAGGCUGGUAUUUUCCCCAAAGCUUUUGUUGGAGAACAUGCAACUACAGACUUGGAAAGCACUCCUAGAGGAGUCUAGGAUGUUUCACAACCUACAAGCUGAAGAAAAGGGAGUACUAUCAUUUGCAAGGUUUAGCAUGCCUCUGCAGUACACUGUACCAAGAAGUUACUGUUUGGAAGUGCUAUCUAAUCUACUUUUCCCUGUUAAUAUUUAAUCUAAUAAACAACCAUGUGAGAAUUUAGGAUGAUGAUUACCCUGGGGGUGGGGUGGGGUGAGGGAAGUGGUUGGAAUUGUCUGGAAGGGCAUGAGGGGGGCUUCUAGGGUGCUGAUAAUCUGUUUCUGGCUGAGAGCUGGCUACCCAGAUGUGUGCACUUUGUGAAAAUUCACUGAGUUGUUCACUUAUUAUUGAUGUACUUCUCUGUAUGUGUGAUACCUCAAUAAAAAACUU